AUGUACUGUCCAAGGGAUACCUUUACUGAACAGUCUCUUCUCUAUCAACAUGACCCUGCCAGCGCUCAGCCGGCCGCAUCCUCAUCCUCCACCACCACCGCCGCCGCCGCCGCCGCCGCAGCCGCCCCUGCCACUCGACCGGCUGCACAGCCAGAUGUGAAGGGAAAAGAGGCUUCUGGGAAACCUGACGGCCCAAAGGAGAAGGCAAAAGAAUCAGAGGUGCUUGGGCGCAGUGUUCCGGUUCCCAGUACGGAUCAUCGCGAGCAGAGACGAACUGCAGACGUGACCGAUCAAGCGCAAGAUUCUCAGCGAGAAAUACAUGUGGAGGAUGUUGCGCCAGCUAUCAGCAGUCCAGAGAGCAGUAUUUUGGGCCGACGGCCAUCGUUCCGGGAUUCAAGCAGAUGGUAUACAUCCCUCAAGUACAUCAGAAAAAAAGACAUAAUUCUAACGAGCGGAAUACUUCAGGUUGUUCGGGUCCGGGAAACUCGCAAGAGUAAUCCUUCACUCUCAAAUGAUUCAACGGUGUCUGUUCAAGAUCCAACUGCGGCUCAUGGAGCUGGAGGUUCGCGUCUUGGACCUGGCAACUCGAACAGCAUACACUUCUAUGAUCCUGACGAUCCGCUUCCCAACAGUGAAAUCGUAACCCAUCUGUGUGAGGUCUUCUUCGCUCAUCUAGGCUGUAACUUUCCUUUCCUCCAACGAGAUAGAUUCCUUUGUAGCUUGAAGGAGAAGCAGCUUGCGCCCAUCCUUGUGGAUGCAGUGUGUGCCUUGGCUGCCAGAUUCUCUCUUCAUCCUCUGCUCUCCGUCGAGCCCGUUAAUGAAGCUCCAUACCCCCAUCAUGGCCAGGCCUUCGCUCAUCGUGCUAUGUGCGCCGUUGUGGAUGCACUAGCCUGUCCAACUUUGGCUGUCGUCCAGGCGUGUCUUCUCCUUGCCUAUGAGGAAUUCGGUUCUAACCAUGACAGCGGUCUAUGGAUGUAUCUUGGAAUAUCGAUCAGGAUGGCGCAAGAUUUAGGUAUCCAGAAACUUGAUGGGAUGAAGUUCAGAUAUGGCUGUGUUGGUCUUACUCCCAAGGCUGUCAUAGCCGGCCAGAUGGUUGAUCCUGAAGCCUCUGCGUCUGCUGCCUCCACCGAGUGGACAGACGAAACAAACCUCAAAAAUUCGGAUGCAGAGUCGGUCGAAGCAGAACGAGCAAAGGAAAGGGAAAAAGUCGAUCUGUUCUGGAGUAUUUUCUUCCUUGAUAGAGUGAUAUCCUCUGGGACCGGUCGGCCAGUGACUCUCCGCGACGACGACAUUGAGAUUCAUUUCCCUCUAGAUUCGGAAUCAAUACUUCAUAAUGGAUGGCCAUCUCCGUAUCCUCCACUAAUGAGAAUCAUACAUCUAUACGGGAGGAUGACGGAUCUAUUAAACUCAAUCAAGGAGGUUAAGCAUGUCACUCCAGACGUUCUUCGGCGGCUUGCUGGGAUGGAAAGUGACCUAACUGGCAUAUACCAAAAGCUGUCUCCCAAGCUACAUUUUAAUGUUAUCAAUUUCCAGACCUAUGUCAAAGCCGGCCAGGGGACCAACUUCAUCCUCCUACAUUUUCAGUUGUUUUCCAACAGCCGAGAACUGUCUAUAUCCUCCGCCAAAACUAUCGCCGAUAUCCUUGCUUUUGCCGAACUGAUAGAUGUCAAAAGCUUCACUGGAAACCCCUUUACCAGCCAGCCCAUCUACAUCGCCGCAUGCGCAUUUCUCAUGGAGAGUGCCUUCUACUCUGUCCCUUCAUCUCGGGCCGAAAGCCCACCUCCUAAACCUGCGUCUUCAAACCAGCCGUCGAAACCCCCCGAGGCUGAAUCAGACCGCAAUACAGCACCAGACCGUAGUUCCAACCCUAAGCACUCACUACUAGCUGCAGCAGCAAAGGAAAAUUAUCAGCGCUGCUACAAGGCCCUGCAGUCAUUAGAAAAAUCCUGGGCCGGCACCAAAUACAUUCUUACGGCAUUGGACCAAAAGUCCAAGGGAAUAUGGGAUCCUUUGCUGUAUACUGAAGAGGAAAUGGAGAGCACUGCUGGUGUUGAUAUAUCGCUAGCUAUAGCCUGGAAAAAGACGCAGGCCAGUUCGACAAACGCCCAAACCACUAGCGAGUCGCCUCGAACUGGCUCAUCUCAUGGUGCAGCCCCUACCAGUCUGGAGUCUGCCAAUAUUGAUCCUAGUCGGGCCAUAGGCUGGUCAUUGACCGGUGCCACCAACUCGUCCCAGCCAAACUUGAGCUUUUUAUAUCAACUUCCAACAACCUCAACAGACAUUCCGGCACAAUACCCAGAAACCUCUCAGCUACAAACUGCAUUUCAACGCUCCCCUUCAUCUAACUUACAGCCCACGAGUAUCGCCGCCACCCAGCCAUCACUGCAGCCUUUCCAGGGCCAUGAAUCUUCUAGCCAGCCAAGGGGAACCCCCCAGCUCCCGUCCCCAGCCCAGCAAAACACGCUUUCGCCCCCUUAUUCACACCUCCAGCCUGACAGACAGUCCCCAUCCAGCGCCACACUCAACCUAACUCGCAGUCCAGGUUUUACUAGCCAGACCACGUCUCUAUCUCGCUCUCAGCAAUCCGUCUCGCCCGGAGCACAGCUACGGCAAGACAGCAACACGCAGUAUAACUUUCACACUCCGCCUCCGUUUGGUAAUCAGCCCAUGGCCGCCCUAGAUAAUACACAUAUACCUGGAUACGACAAUGUACCCUUGAACGCCCAGAACCUCACUAUCGAAACUCAGGAUAUUGACAUGAACAACCUUCAAAACCAAGCGAGCUUCCCGUUCUCGUUUGAAGGCGGUUUCAUGCCGUGGCUGGAGUAUCUCCCCGAAGAUGUCCUGCAUUUCUUCGGCGACCCUCAAGGCUAA
This is a messenger RNA of Trichophyton benhamiae CBS 112371, 2874 nucleotides long. Its product is annotated as C6 transcription factor, putative. The coding region runs from base 1 to 2874 and encodes 957 amino acids. The transcript has 7 exons. Gene Ontology annotation, biological process: DNA-templated transcription. Gene Ontology annotation, molecular function: zinc ion binding; DNA binding. NCBI's taxonomy places the organism in Eukaryota, Fungi, Ascomycota, Eurotiomycetes, Onygenales, Arthrodermataceae. The record is from RefSeq and is a predicted model, not a curated record.